CUCAGUCCGUCCGCCCCUCGCUGCUUUCUCCUUCACUGUGCCCUAUUGCGCGAUACACAGCGUUCUGAAACUGUGCGCAUCGUUCAACCACUACAAGAGUCAUGUCAGAGACAGCAGAGGAGCAGGUAGCGGCAGUGGUGAGCGUGGUGACUGCGGCGCUGGUGGAGGAGGUCACAGUAGAGGUCAAGCAGGCAGAGAGCAAAGGCAGCUGUGGGGCCUGUGAGCAGCAGACACCCAAGGGACCUGUCAAAAUGGCCGUCCCCCCCUCAUAUGCUGACCUGGGCAAAUCUGCCAAAGACCUCUUCAGCAAGGGUUAUGGCUUUGGUGUCAUCAAGCUGGACCUCAAGACCAAGGCCCAGAGCGGAGUUGAGUUUGCCACCUCUGGCACCAGCAACACUGACACAGGGAAGGCCGGAGGCCACCUGGAGACCAAGUACAAGGUCAGCGAUCUGGGCCUCAGCUUCAACCAGAAGUGGAACACAGACAACACCCUGACCACCGAGAUCACCGUGGAAGACCAGCUGGCCAAGGGUUUGAAGGUGGCCCUGGACACCUCCUUCGUGCCCAACACUGGGAAGAAGAGUGCCAAGCUGAAGACCGCCUACAAGCGGGACUUCAUCAACAUGGGCUGUGAUCUGGACUUUGACAUGGCGGGCCCCACCGUGCACGCCGCCGCCGUUCUGGGCUACGAGGGCUGGCUGGCCGGGUACCAGAUGGCCUUCGACACCGCCAAGUCCAAACUGGCCAAGAACAACUUUGCUCUGGGUUACAAGGCGGGAGAUUUCCAGCUUCACACCAACGUUAACGACGGAACCGAGUUCGGCGGCUCCAUCUACCAGAAGGUGAACGAGCAGCUGGAGACGGGGGUGAACCUGGCCUGGACGGCGGGCAGCAACAACACCAGCUUCGGCAUCGCGGCCAAGUACCAGCUGGACAAGGACGCUUCUCUGUCUGCCAAAGUGAACAACGCCAGCCUGAUUGGAGUUGGAUACACGCAGAGCCUGCGGCCAGGAGUGAAGCUCACCCUCUCAGCUCUGAUCGACGGGAAGAACUUCAACGCCGGCGGACACAAGGUGGGCAUGGGCUUCGAGCUGGAGGCAUAAGGACGAAGGCACGAAGAGGAGGAGGAGGAGGAAGAGAAGAAAGUAUAGAGCCUGGUUCCGACAAAACCUCCCUUCCAAAAAGUCCCUUGUCACACCUUGUCACAUGUCCCCUCUGUGCGCACAGAAACACACGUACACCACCCCGUUUUUUGGCCUUAUCCCCUUCACCCCCACCCCCCCCGGGCACCCUCCACGUCUACAACCUGCAGUACUGUAAUAAACAGACGGACUGUCAGCUACCCGAGUUGUUCUUUUUUUGUCUGGGUUCCAUAUGAUGUACGGCAGAUCUCUGUGCUCUCUCCGUAGCAACGCCCCUUUGUCAACAAACAAUCAAGCGCAUAAAAAAAAAAACCUCGACAACGAGGCCGAGCGAAACCCGCAGGGCUCCUCACCUCAGACGGAGAACCGAUUUCCCCCGAUUUGGACGUUACCUGGCAACCCCUCCUCGAGUGGCUCCGCCCACCAUCUGCGUUCUCUUGGGAGUGAAUGAGAGAGAGUCUCGGAGUUCCAACUCAGGAAGGGUCACCAGGCAACGCCAGGUCGGGAGUAGGGCGGGAGGUGAGACGGAGCCGGGUGUCAUGACAACGACUUGGUCCAUGGUUCAAAUACGUGUUGUGGGAGAAAGGCUGAAGCACUCUUCUAGUACAAAUCCGUUGUGAUCAUUUCAUCUUUGCCUGAGAUCAUGUGUUAUAUAAUCAUUUGAUUCUUCUACACUACAGAGAUUAAUAGUAGGCUUUUGAUUUUUGCUGUGUUUGUUGUAGCUGCUGUGGAAGCACAUCAGAACAGUAAUGUUGUCAAACGUUGUAGAAAUAUGUUCUCCAGAACAGGAGUUACGGACUACGUACAGAGAGGGUAUUUAUUAUCUGUUUAACUGAUAUUAGUAAACUGCAAUACGAGUGGAUGGCAAAUCCAGAGUGCUUAGUAGUAACUCAUUGAUUGGUUGAAAUUUGUGACCUUCAAACAUCUCCAUCGUGAGUCGGUUUCCAUGGUUAUGCAUUAUGGGAGGGGCUUGUAGCAGUUGAUUGUUCCUCUGUUUCAUCUUAUCUAUCCAGUCUAUCGUUUUCGUUUCAUUUCGUGUCUGUGCUGUGCUUGAAAUGAGGAAGGUUACGGAUAGUUCAAACCUCAAACUGACUUUUAAGGAAUUCAUGGAAUAAAGAAUGUGAAACAG
Hypomesus transpacificus is the source of this 2271-nucleotide messenger RNA. It is a transcript of the gene vdac3, whose product is annotated as voltage-dependent anion channel 3. The record is from RefSeq and is a predicted model, not a curated record. Gene Ontology annotation, cellular component: mitochondrial outer membrane. Gene Ontology annotation, molecular function: voltage-gated monoatomic anion channel activity. Lineage: Eukaryota; Metazoa; Chordata; Actinopteri; Osmeriformes; Osmeridae. Bases 102 to 1103 code for a protein of 333 amino acids. Gene Ontology annotation, biological process: monoatomic anion transmembrane transport. The transcript is spliced from 10 exons.